GACAGCUAAAGAACAAACGGAAAAGAAAUGUAGUCUAGAUUGUCAAUAGAUCGAUUGAAGUUUAAUAGAAAUCCAAUCGAAACAACAGCUGUAGCCUUUUUCUCCUGACGCUUUUACAUCAACAUAGAAGAAACGGUCGAAAUAAAAUUAGCUGUCACGCAUUGCUGUUCGAACAAACAAGGCAGCUGACAGCUCAAAAUGUAUUUUACGCUGUUAUUACUUACAGUCAACACUAGUUAUCAAUAUAUUCAUAACAUGCCACAGGAGUUGGUCAAGAUGCCAUAUUUUCUCAUGUCUUUUCGAUAAAAGAUUGGCAUAGAUUGCAGGAACCUGAUGUUUUGGUUUAUGGUUCUCGUGGGGGCUAAUAGUUUGAACAUGGUGAUAUGUCUUUCAAAGACUAACAGUAUAGAAUUCAAUUACAACCAUGGUAGGAUUUACUUGAUAUCGUACCAAAAAAAAAGCUGGACUGACGCCAGUAGUUAUUGCCAGAACAGGGCUGGGCAUUUGGCUACAAUAUAUGAACCGUCCACCAUUCCGGAAAUGGGUUUCACCAAACAGAACAGAACAUUUUGGGUUGGACUCCAGUGGAAUAAAACCAAAAGUCUAUCAUCAUGGAGCAACUGGCAUAGUCCUCCUUCUAAACCCAGUGCAAUAUGUGGUAGUGUGUUGUUACAGACACCAUAUACAUGGUAUGCAAUGGAAUGCACUUUCAAAUUACCAUUCAUCUGUGAAAUUCGAAAUGGUAGCUGUCGUUAUGCAGAGAUUAAGAAUUCUAUCCUACGUGGGACUUACAGUGCCCAUCGCAUGCAGGUCUCUGUGGAACAGUGUAAGCAUAUAUGUGAAGAAGGAGUACUCGGUUUUACCUGCAGGUCCUUUGUUUGGCAUAUCAAACACAGCUACUGUCAGUUCAGCGAGGGUAAGCUAUGGAUGACAGUCAAUUACACAUUGGAACACCAUGAGAAUUGGAAUUAUUAUCAGAAAAACUGCACCACCAAAGUUAUUAUCAUCGAAGAGGAAGCUAUUAAAAACAACAUGUCUAUGUUCAGUACCUCAUCUCUUGUAGAAUGGAUACCAACCAGUAGCAUUCCAGAAUCAUUUACAGAACACCCAGUAAUUUCUUCAUUGACAGAUGAAUUUGUAUCAUCAUCAAACUUCCUAUCAGAAAGCUAUCAUCCCGUUAUAGAAUCUUCAUUGUUUCCUUUGACUUUAUGGCCUUCAACUUCUGAACCAGUUCAACUUUCAACAAGUUUCACAUUGCUUUCAUUAGAAACAAGUCAAUUACUUUACUGCACAGAAAUAUGCUUUGACAACAUGAGUAAAACUCUUGUUUACUCAAGCAGCAGUGUUUUGUGGCCUACUUCCUCAUCAAGUUCUUCAAUAGAUGAGCUGUUGGCUGAUAUACAAAAUAUGAACCAGCGACUUAAAGAUAAGGCGAAAACCUUGAAGAAAAUCAGCAUAGAAGACAACAGAAUUUCAUCCAUCUCAAUUGGAACAUUGGGUAUAAUCAUUAUGAUAUCUAUAUUUGCACUUGUGGUUGCACUUGAUAUAUUUACACUGAAAUGUCGUUGUUCAAAACUAAAAAAUAAAAGGAAAUGCAGUCUGCUUCCUUUCGAAGAGAACCCACAACACAAUGAUGCUAAUAAUUUCACUAAUAUUGGCAAGCCUUCUUCUUUUCAUUCGAAUAAAACAACUGACCAUGAAAAAGAUGAUAACACAGAAGGAGAGGAGCUGGAAAUUUCUACUAAGUUCUAAAAAUUAAAGGGUCUUUACUGAUAUUUUAUAUUGUUAUAGGACCAGACAGUAAAGGAAAGAAGAUCAGAUAAUUUAAUCAAUCUCAAUUUAUAUAACUGCUAUUUAUUAUGGCAAAACUCAGUGGAAUUUAACUAUUGAUAUUACAAAGAUGAAUGUAAAUAAAAUAAAACUUGCCUGGUUUUGCUAUGCUGUUGUCCUCCUGAGGAUAGCUGUCAUUUUUUAAAAAAAGUUUUUCUAUAGUCUAUAGAUUUAUUGGAGAAGGCGAUGGCUAGAUGUUCAUAUCUUUCUCAAAGGCAUUUGCUGCAUAAUUGAGAGAAUUGAUUCAACUAGGAUCAUCACUAUCACCAUUUUGGGAAUCAAAUUUGAAACAGACUCACAAAUUUGAUUCCUGAAAUCAUGAUGAUGAUGAUGAGGAUAACAAAGAAGAAGUCAGAUCUUGGCUGAAAAAAUGUUGAAGAAAUUACUGAAAAUAUUUAAUUGCUAUUUUAUUAACGAGUAGUUUUCACAACUAAAUACAAAUACCAUUAACUAUGUGUUGUGAAAGAAAAAUGAAAGAAGCAUUAGAAAAAUGCAUAUGUAAUAUGAGUGACACUAA
Messenger RNA from Octopus sinensis (East Asian common octopus), 2347 nucleotides. RefSeq lists its product as uncharacterized. The record is from RefSeq and is a predicted model, not a curated record. NCBI's taxonomy places the organism in Eukaryota, Metazoa, Mollusca, Cephalopoda, Octopoda, Octopodidae. Bases 334 to 1752 code for a protein of 472 amino acids. The transcript is spliced from 9 exons.